AUGAAAACAAGAAUAAUCGCAUCAUUUCUAGCAAUGAUUUUCAUAGUGUUAGUUGACUGUUCAAAUGAUUUAGAGAAAAACAAAGAAGAAACCAUUAGUAGGGUAUAUCCUGUUCUGCAAGAAGCAACAAAUACAGAGAGCGCUGGCGCCGGAGAGCAUGCUGUAAACACCUCCAAUCCACCAACUACAGAAAAGCCUUCUGUGCUUAGAGACUUUCUCACGGCACUGCAGGAUAAAAAUAGCGAACUUAAAAAGAUUAUGAACGAUCAUCCUGAAAGUAGAUGGGGAGAGCUGCUAAAGAAUGUUUCUCACCUACAGAUAAACUUGGAGCUUUUCAAAAACGAUUUGGACAUAAAUAUAUUUUGCAAUAUGCAGUCUCUGCAAAGUGUUACAAUUUGCAUAGAAGAUGAGCAAGAAAUUGCAGGAAGUGAAAAGUCGAUUAACUACCAAUUUGAGCUAAUUCUUAUAAAAAUUCUUAACAUGAAAAUCAAAACAAUAACUCUGGAAUCAGUGGAAAUAGACAGAAAACAUCUCAAGGCACUUUCUGAUAUAGGUUCAAUUACGUCUCUCCAUUUCAGUAACUGCAAAAUUCUAUGGGAUAUUUCGGACAUAGCCGAAGCAAGAAAAGUUUUCGUAAAAACAAUGCAGAGUUUUAAGCUUCUUACUUCUCUUGCAAUAACUAAUUGCGGGCUGAAAGAGAUUUUCAUUGGAAAAAGCGAAGUGUCUGAAAUGUAUAGAGAUAUGAAUGUCAGUAGCAUUUUAGAAUGUCCGCUCUCUAAUAUGACUCUGAAAAUUGAAGACGAGAAUUGUGCUACUGUUCUUUCAAUUAUUAGCUUGUGCUAUAGUGUCAGAAAAUUAAUCAUUUCAAACAACAAUCUAGCUGGAAGUUUAAAUUUCCUAAAAGCCUAUCCCGCUGGCGGCAAACUCGCACUGCUUGAAAAGCUCUCCAUAUUCAACGAGCCAAAACUGCUUCAUUUAGAGACAGAUUUCGUUUCCUCCUUUCCUAGUCUUAAGUCCUUGGACCUGAUAGGGAUAAACAAGGAUAUAGUAGUUUCAACAGACUUUUUUUCGUACGAACUCCGCCGCAUAGAGUACAUAAACAUCGACUACCAUUUAUUUGUGCAAAUAGGACAGCACGACAGCUUCUUCGUAAAAGAAAAAAAGUGCAUAACUGCCUACGCAAAGGGGAUAAUAGACCCAAGUACUAUAUGCAUGAGAAUAACAAGCGAAGCGCUCAACUCUCUACAGAAAGACAUAGUAAUCAACGCAAAGAGAAUGAAGAUAAUAAUAUACGCAGAAAUAAUGGAAAGAAAUUACAUCAGAAAGAUUUCUCUGGUUAUUCCAAAGUCUCUGUCUACGGUCAAUCUGGGCGUAGAAGUGCACACAGAAAAAAACAUUGUAAAAAGCGAAAUAGAGAAGAUAGUGUAUGCCGUGACGAACAAGUACCAAAACAUAAAGAUACUUACGUUUAAGUUCCCGCUUCCUGAGGUGCUGCAAAAAAGCAUAGAAACUAAGUUCCUCAAAAGAAUUCCUAACUUGUCUUUCUUCUCCUUCGAUAAUUUGGUUAAAGAUAUUCUAUUCGAAGGAAGGAGCAAAGAAAACGGAUACUACAAAAAAGGAAACAACAUAAACACCAUUGCGCUUGCCAGAGAAGAUGCAGAGGACCCUUUGAAAUGGAGCAAACUGAAAAAUCAGAACGCGAUACUUUAUCUUGUGGACACGAGAUACUAUGAAGUGUGGAUAAAGCUUGCGUGCAAGAAACAAGAGGAAAACCAGAACAACUACAAGGUAAGGAUGCUUCCUCUUCCCGCCUUCCCAAACAAAAAGAAUGAUGGGGCUGAAGCCUUCAACACCUACAAAGAAGAUGAAUUUACAGACCCAAACUUCGAUCUGGAAAACUUUAUGAAAGAGAACAAGAAGUGCCAGGCCCCCAAAUGCAACGCUGAGCUGAAGUGCGAUGAGAAAAAUGAAGAAAUAUUUGUAAAAACCAAUGUAGUUCUCUACAAGCAAAGAGUAAAUGCGCACUCCUUCUGCGUUCUCUCUUGCGGGCACUACUUCUGCAUCUCCUGCACCAAGAAAAUAGCAAAUAUUGACUCUGCAACAUCUUUAGUCUCGGGACUGGGCAUAUCAAUCCUUAAAAAAGUAUCAGAAAAAGUGAUAAACAGUAUCCCUAGUUCUAUAAAAGGCAUGUUUAGCGCAAAGCCAGAAGAAGAUGGCGAUAUUACUAAUCAGAAUCAAGAAAUAGUAGAGGCAUCGCACAAUGAAAAAAUAAAAAUAACAUGUCCGCUGGAGGAAUGCAACAGCUUCAACAAGACAGCAAUCUACUACUGCACAGAUGAAGUGUCGCUGACAUCAGGAUACACUGAGCAGUACACAACGCUUGAGUAG
Molecule: messenger RNA, 2388 nt
Organism: Nematocida minor
Lineage: Eukaryota; Fungi; Microsporidia
Exons: 1
Coding region: 1-2388 (795 amino acids)
Source: RefSeq, a predicted model, not a curated record